AUGGUCGACUCCGCCGACGAGCCUCCGCUGUCAAGUCGUCUAAUCUCAUGGGCUAAGAGCAAGACUCCUUCAGCGCUAUCCUCCCCUACUCCCCAGCGAGAUUUCCCCAAUCCCCCGGACCAAUCUACUUUCGCACGACACCGUCCAGACACCCGCCGACAAGAUGCUGGGAGUAGCCCCUCUGCAGCCGGUCCUGCAACAACCACAGACCACUCCGCUGAUGGGCGAACGGAUAGAGAGCAACACAAUGCAUCGAUUGUGGACGAGAAAAGAGAUGGAACGCAAUCUGCCACCCUAGGAAAUCCGCCUCCCAAGGACAAAGCGCCCUUGGUCAACCGUUUCUUCCGCGAUGUCAAGCGCAUCCUCUUCUCCAGCUGGGUCAAUUGGCUCCUUGUCUUUGUCCCGGUUGGCAUUAUACUGGGGAUCAUUGUCGACUGGAUGCACAGCGAUGUUGUAAGCCCUAGCGCUGUAUUCGCCAUCAACGCAGUCGCCAUUAUUCCUCUAGCUUCCCUGCUGUCAUACGCAACCGAGAGUGUUGCCAUCAAGUUGGGCGAUACCAUUGGUGCUCUUCUGAAUGUCACCUUUGGGAAUGCCGUCGAGUUGAUCAUUUUCAUCAUUGCUCUUGUAGCAAAAGAAGUGCGCGUGGUCCAGGCCGCCGCUCUCGGUUCGAUCUUGUCCAACCUGCUUUUGAUCUUGGGCAUGUGUUUCGUCGCUGGUGGUCUUCGAUUUCGAGAACAACUCUACAAUUCUACCGUGUCGCAGAUGAGCGCGUGCUUGUUGUGCCUGAGCGUCAUCAGCCUCCUCUUGCCGACCGCUUUUCAUGCCUCGUUUUCGAGCACUGCGAGAGCGGACCACGUGGUACUGAAGGUCUCGCGAGGCACCAGCGUGGUGCUCUUGUUGGUCUACUUACUAUACCUACUGUUCUCGUUGAAAUCCCAUUCUUUCAUGUACCAGAGCACCCCUCAACAUCUCAUUGACGAGGAGUCGCAUCCGGGAGUCCUUGCCGAUAUUCUCAACUCGUCCAGCUCUUCCAGUGACUCAUCAAGCUCCAGUGAUGGCGACUCGGACUCUAGUUCUAAUUCCAACACGACUACUAAACGCAUCAAACGAGCUCUUCGUCGCAAGCGGCGCAAGUCCACUUCGAGCACCAAGGAAAAUGUGUCUGUUGUGACAUUCACCAGAAGUUCUUCCAUGCUGACUGGACCUGGCGGCUCGAUGAUCCAGGCUACCUCUCUCACUUCGGCCGAGCUAGAACCUGUUUUUAGCGGUGAUGAGGCCGAUGUGGACGGAGAAGGAAGGACUGCUCGUCAUCACUCUCGUUCACAUACCGUCCACGCUCGCGACUUUGAAGGCGCCACGCAGACCGAUCAGACAUCCGAAAAAUCCCGGAGACGCCACCGCAGAUCGAAGAAGUCCAAGCAUGUCAAGAAGGACAAGGACAAGGGAAAGUCUAAAGAAUCAGAAAAGGAAAAGGAACCUAUCAUAGAGACGGCGACCCCAGAGAUCUGUCUGUCGACCACGGACUCGGCACAACCACAGGUUGGAUUUGCAUCGGAUAUUCAGGAGAUUCCCAAUGACGGCAAUGGAAAGCGAUCGUUCAAUAUUCGCAACAUCUCCGAAGCUGUCAAACCCGCCUUCACAUCUGCCAAUUUCCCCCAUCACCAGGCUACCGGAAGACCCCUUGCAAUUCCGAUUCGUCCCACAUCACAGCCACGAUCUGCCAACCGGCCUGUCCGUCGCACUGCUUCGAUGCCGGAUAUUCUUCGUCCUACAAUUUCCAGCAAUCGACUGGUGCCCACGGUAUCUGCACCCGCCCAACACGAUGCCACAUCGUCGGAAGUUACAAUUGAAGUCCAAACGGGUGAUGUCGUGGAACCUCAGACGCAUUUAUCUCGUACCUCUGCCAUUAUCUUACUGCUCGGGACGACAGGACUAGUCGCAUUAUGUGCCGAGUUCUUGGUCGGCAGCAUCGACUAUUUGAUCGCCAACAGCGGCGUCAGUCAGGCAUUUAUCGGGCUGAUCAUUCUCCCCAUCGUCGGCAAUGCCGCGGAGCACGUGACUGCUGUGACAGUCGCGGCCAAGAACAAAAUGGACCUGGCAAUCAAUAUUGCUCUGGGUAGCAGCAUUCAGAUUGCACUCUUUGUCACUCCCCUCAUGGUCAUCCUGGGAUGGAUUAUCAAGACAGACAUGAGUCUCUACUUCAGCCUUUUCGAAACAGUCAGUUUGUUUGCCAGUGCCUUUAUCGUCAGCUUUCUGAUGAUCGAUGGCCGGAGCAAUUAUCUGGAGGGGGCAUUGCUGAUUGCAGCAUACGUUAUCAUUGCGGUUGCUGCUUUCUUCUAUCCCACUUGUGAUCUGAGUUCCGCGAGUGGUCCACUCGAUGGCACCAAUCCACAGUGCUAA
Messenger RNA from Fonsecaea monophora, 2400 nucleotides. RefSeq names its product calcium/proton exchanger. The record is from RefSeq and is a predicted model, not a curated record. The transcript has 2 exons. Lineage: Eukaryota; Fungi; Ascomycota; Eurotiomycetes; Chaetothyriales; Herpotrichiellaceae. Gene Ontology annotation, molecular function: calcium:proton antiporter activity. Bases 1 to 2400 code for a protein of 799 amino acids. Gene Ontology annotation, biological process: intracellular calcium ion homeostasis; calcium ion transmembrane transport. Gene Ontology annotation, cellular component: fungal-type vacuole membrane.